Messenger RNA from Trichoderma asperellum CBS 433.97, 564 nucleotides. RefSeq lists its product as uncharacterized. NCBI's taxonomy places the organism in Eukaryota, Fungi, Ascomycota, Sordariomycetes, Hypocreales, Hypocreaceae. The record is from RefSeq and is a predicted model, not a curated record.
AUGUGCUUACUCGACCCCCGCCCAUGGAAACUCCCCGUGCCUUUUGUGGGCAUGAUUACCAGAUCGUUCAUAGGUCUGAUCAUGCUGGCCAAUGUGAAUACCAUCUAUGAACGGUUGGAAAUCUUGGGCCUGUCAUCUGUCUAUAUUUUCAUGUUCAACAUUUGCGUGCUCGCAACAAUACUCCUAUUAAUCAGCAUGUUUUGCGCCCAGCGUUUGCGCAACUAUUUCUUCAAUCCCGACGUUAAGAUUAUGUGUUUCAGUUUCGCUACUCUUUGGUCCGUCGUCUUUAUUUUCAAUACCGGCAUCAUUAUGAGCGGCUUUGUAUAUUGCCUUGCGCCUGACUUUCAACGGGAGGGCGAGAUGAAAUAUUGCCACUUCUUUGGCAAUCGUGCAAUGGCUCAGAUUCCCGAUUGGAAGGGAGCGGCUUGGCCUGUGUAUUAUUGGACCAGCGUCGCCCUCACUUUGAUCAUGGCUUGCUGGCAGAUGAUAAGCUGGUUCUCUUGGUACUUGACGAUCAGGAAAAUGCUCCAAAGAAGAGUGGAUUCAACCGCGAAUGGAGCGUAA